Molecule: messenger RNA, 737 nt
Organism: Ilex paraguariensis (yerba mate)
Lineage: Eukaryota; Viridiplantae; Streptophyta; Magnoliopsida; Aquifoliales; Aquifoliaceae
Source: the annotation of a GenBank genome assembly
GGAAAUGUGGGGCUCUGUGGGGAGGUGAGGUAUAUCUUUCUUGUUUAGUAGAUUUCCUCUCUCUUUAGCAUGUGGUUGUAGUGUUCUAUCUCCAUCCAUUUGCUGUGCCUACAACUUAGGUCCUCAAAAAGGUGGAAUUUCUCAAUCAAAAAAAGCCCAAAUUGUUCAAAGAUCAAUUUGUGACUGAACUCAUAAACUCAUUGCGCUAGCUAGCUUGUUGCUAUUUUCCAAAAUCUGUUGGGUAUUCCUAUAUAUCUUGGCUUUGCUGUGAAGAAUUGCAGAACCAAAGUCAUGACUCUGGUCUCUUGGGCUAAGAAGGAGCUUGCUAGACUUGGAAUCCACAAGCCUAAGAGGUUACCGCUUCCUGCCACCAGCUUGGCUCCUGUAAAAUGCCCAACAAUGUCUCCGAUCCAGGAAGUGGUAUUAGCAGCUGAUUUACACUGUGCCAAGUGCCAAAACAAGGUAGCUGAUGUGAUCUCAAGAAUAGAUGAUAUUGAGUUUAUGGUGGUGCAUGUAUUAGAGAAGAAGGUGACACUUGCUGGUAAAUCCGAGUGAAUGGUCUUCAAGGAGAGUUGUUGGUUCAUACAAUAAUCUAGUUUGAAGUCCCUAUGUCUGUGUAUUGUUCCAAUGUUGCAAGAAAGUGUUUAAAAUCAUUUGCAAGUAUGGAGUUUAUAUACCAUGUGUGUGAAACAGUUGUAAUGUUUUUUUUUCCUCUAUACUUUUAUUAUUUCUAUAAU